AUGCUCCCAAAUGUAGCGAUGCAAGCGGACAAAGCCGUCAAAUUGGCUGUGGAGGUUCGUGGUGCAGAUCAUGACCUCAAGGAGAUGUACGAAAUUUUCGAGGGAUCCACUCGGCACGAGGACAAGCCCCCUCCAGUGGCUCCCGACAUUCGUGGCGCAGAUCAUGACCUUAGGGAGAUGUACGAUAUGUUUGAGGGAUCCGUGCGGGAUGAAAUCAGGCUGCUCCAUGACUACGUUCGGGUGCAAUUCUCAGCGCAGGCAGAGCAUCUGAGAGAGUUGAGCUGGCAGCUGCGGAAGGGAUCCUUGCAGGCCUCCCAGUCGGAGGCAGGACGCCCAAAUCCGGAAGACAUCGACUUUAGCAGCCUGGACAGGCUUCUGGCCUCUCACGGUUUGGAUCUGCAUUUCGGGAAGUCUCCUGACGUGCAAGCUCCGAACAAUACUCUCGAAGGUGUUGGGCAGCUGUUGGAAGAACAUGGCAUCGGCAUCAUCCCGGACAAUCCCAAACAGCUAAGAGUUUCAGAUAAAAACGUACUUCAAGUACCACUUCAAGAGAGCUCUCCACCGUCUGCGGAGUCUUCGCAGGACCCGCGUAUUUCGGAGUCGCACUCCGUUGCAAGCCUGCGUUCGGUGCAGCAGCUUGAGCAGCAAGAAGAGGGUGAGGGCAAGACUCCGCCGGAAAGUCCGCAUGCCCCUAAGCGGGAUAGCUCUCGCUUCAGCUUCGUCCGUUCGCAGAUGGUUGCGCAGCAGAGGGUUGCCAGAGCUGCCGCCUCUCGCGUGGAGCGUGCCAUAUCCCUUGCUCCACCUCCGGAUGAGAGUUUAUCGCUACAGGACAGGAUCGGGAAGGUGGUUGCGUCAAACCUCUUUGUCUACGGCAUCAUGGCUCUGAUCUUCAUCAACCUGCUUAUGCUUGGAAUUGAGGUGGAAAUCUCCGCAUCCUUGGGAACAAAUGAUAUCCCCCAAUGGUUUGAGAUCGUCAACCUGGUGAUUGUAGUCAUAUUCGUUCUGGAAAUCACAUUGAAGUUCUUCGCGUUUGGUUGCCGAAAAUUCUUCCUGGGUCCUGAUGGACACUGGAACAUGUUCGAUUUAGUCAUUAUCCUAUUGUCUGUCCUGGAGACUGCACUGGACGGAUGGGCCGCAUCACAAUCCGCAUCACAGGUGGAGUUGAGCCACCUCCGUGUCAUGCGCUUCAUGCGUUUGGCUCGGACGUUGCGUGGCAUCCGAGUCAUCCGGCUGCUCCGCUAUGUCGGUGCUUUGCGAACUCUUGUGUUCUCCAUCCUGAACACCAUGAAGUCCCUGUUGUGGACUCUGAUCCUUCUUUGCUUGUUAUUUUACUCAUUCGGCGUGGUGCUGACCCAGCUUGUGCAAGAUCAAUGCAGGUACGAAGCGAUUGCAGCUACCGGAAACACCAAUGCAGUGCCCCAUUGCGAAGAUGGUGUGCUUCAUAAGUAUUGGUCGACCAUCUUCGAGAGUAUGUUGACGCUGUUUAUGGCCAUAUCAGGCGGUUUGAGCUGGGGUGAAGCUUUGGAUCCGUUGAAAAGUUUCUCACUUAUUGCUGUGGCCUGCAUGGUGUUCUAUGUGUUAAUCGCAGUAUUUGCGGUUAUGAAUGUGGUUACUGGUGUUUUCUGUAACACAGCCAUCGAGAGUGCGAACUCCGACCGCGACAUCAGAGCCAUUGAGCAAUUGAACAAGCAAACAACUUUGGUGAAAUCUUUGAAAGAGCUCUUCCAGGAGAUUGAUCACGACAACUCGAACAUGGUCAGCAUUGACGAGUUCAGGACAGCUGUGAACACACCAAAAAUGUCGAGUUUUCUCGAGUCCAUGGGCAUAUCAACGCAAGAUGUGUGGACAUUGUUUACCAUCAUCGAUGCAGAUUCAAGCGGGCUGAUUGAUCUGGAUGAGUUCGUGGGAGGAUGCAUGGAGUUGCAUGGUCCUGCAAAGAGCUUCCAGAUGUCGAAGAUGAGCUAUGAAAACAAGAUUACACGGCAGGCAAUCAAGAAGCUUGUCAAGGAGACCUCAGACGUGAAGAACCAACUCGUGUUUGCUGCAUCAGGACGCAACUGGGCUCUCGCUCAGAAGUCUGCGGAAUCAGAGGCGGCCCGCCUUGCUGCAGUACCCAAACGCCUGAAUGAUCAUCUGCGGUCCAAGUCGAGGAGGGUUGGCAUGGAGAUCGUGCAGGGCCAGUUUGAAUUUGUCCUUGACGAGGCAGAUGGAACUCUAUGGCUGGCCAAUGCGUCAAACCUUCGCUGCAGAUUCCUGCCGAAGUCUUCCAGUGAGGACAAGAACGGUGCCAACUCUGAAGAAGAGGUCGUCCGUUUCUUCGAGGAAGAAGAGUUUGAGGAAGAGUUGCGGGACACGGAGAAGAAGAUGGAGCAGCUGAGGAAGAGAUUCGGUGGCGAUCCUGGCGUAGCGCAUGGUGGAACAGGAGUUUCCGGCAUCACUGUCAGCGCCUCUGACCAACUGGCUGGAGUCCGGGUGCCAAACAACCUUGUACGAUUUUACCAGGAGGAGGAGAAAAUGCUCCGCUACUAUGAGGAUGAGGUUCGGGUGCUGGCCCUGAGGCCUUUGAAGCCCCUCGCAGAAGGACGAGCUGUUGGGCUGGGUUGCUGGUUCCGACGCUGGGUGAAGAGCGUGAAAGCCCCGCGGCCAGGAAGGCGCGGGGACAUCGAAGCCCAAAAGAUUGGUGUGAAUCUGCAAGCAUCCGUCGCAAAGAAGGAUGAAUCAAAAGAUGUACAGAUGAAGGAUGCAAAGGAGGCGGGUAAAGAAGACGGCAAGAAAGAUGAGAAGAAAGAGCCUGAGAAGCCAAAGGAUCCGAGGACGCUUCUUCUUGAAGCCCUCAGCCAGAAUCUGAAAACCAUAGCAGCAGGGGUGUCGGCCGGAGACCCUCGAGUAAUGGGACGCGUGCUGCGAUCGCUCGCGAGCCUGCGCCGAAAGAUGGAGCCCGAGGCACCCCGGAGUGCUGUCUGUGCCGGCUCUUUGUGUCCAUUGGCCUUGAAACCACUGAAGGUGUUGAAGGCCCUCCUGGAGGAGUUUGUAGAUGCAAGCCGGCCCAGCAAGGCAGGGCACGAGACGGCAGCUUGUGUCAUCUUCUGUCCCCUUUCUUCCAUAUGUCCAACUAAAGCCACUGCGCCGGUUGCCAUUGCCAUGGUGCUGUCUGCAACAGCGCGCGGUCUUCAGAGGUCGUGGCCUAAUGAGCUCAAGCAUCCGGUGGACCUCACGCUACUUCUGUUCUUCUUCGCAGGCCGUUUCGGCAGGUUGCCCAACGAUGUACUGAACCCAGCCGGUUGGAGGGACUGUUCAUCUGAUUUCUCAUGCCGACUGCCGGGAGAUGCAGGGCGAGCCAAAGAGCUGCAGACAGGGCGGCGAAACCUGCACGUCGCUGUCCGUCUCCCAGACGUGGGACUCACGAUUUUCAUGAUGGUCGCCCGGGCAUCUCCGAGAUUGUUGGAAGCGGAGGGACCGCUUCAGAUCGACAUGUUCGAGCGACUCCCGACUCCCUUCGGACUGGUUCGCUUCGGCGUUGCUCCGGACCACCCCGAGGUGAAGAACGUGAUCAACGACUUUACCGAUGUGGCGCAGACGCCGAACUUCAGAUUCUUCGGAAAUGUUGAGGUGGGAAAGGGCAGCCUGUCGCUCGAAGCGAUGCGCAAGAUGUACGACGCCGUCGUGCUGUGCACGGGGGCAAGCGGCGAAAGGCGGCUGGGCAUCCCAGGUGAAGACUGUGAAGGCGUCGUCGGCGCGCCGGCUUUCGUCAAGUGGUACAAUGGACAUCCGGACUACCAGAAUAUCAAGGUUCCGGCAGCUGGCGAAGCUGCCGUGGUAGUCGGGCAAGGAAACGUCGCGCUGGAUGUUGCACGGCUCCUGGUGCGAUCUCCGAAAGAGCUUCAUGCAACAGAUAUGGAUGCAGGGGCCGUGGAGCAGAUUCGCGCCUGGCAGGCCGCGGGCCUGCGAUCCGUCCACAUCGUCGGCCGCCGCGGGUUUGUCCAAGCGGCCUUUACCAAUGCCGAGCUGCGAGAGCUGCUGACAUGCAGCGAGGAGGUUCUGCCCAUCAUCGACCCCGAGGAGCUCCAGAUGUGCCGCAAUCCGGCUUCCGAGGAGGAGCUCUCCAAGAGCCGCAUGAAGAAGCGAUCUCUGGAGCUCUGGGGUGCAGGAGUGUGCGGUGUCUGGUACUGGGUGAAGGAGAUCUUGGAUAAGAUGGCCGCCAACUUUGAGCAUCGACUGGUCUUGUCAGAGUCCGGUGCGCUGAGAGCCCUCCGAUUGGGCCGCACAGCGCUGCAAGGAGAGCCUGGAAAGCAGAUGGCGGUGCCAAGUGACCUGCCAGCCCUGGAUCUGGUGGGUCUUGCUGUGAGCUUUGCCGACUCCAUGUCAAACUUCGUCUGUUCAGAGGAGUGUGGCCUGGUCGUCCGGAGCGUGGGCUUCGACAUCCUGCCUUUCCAGGGGCUCCCGCUGAGCGACCGCAACAGAGUUCCCCACGUCAACGGCUGCGUUGAGCCGCCUUCAGAAAACCUGGGCGGACUCUAUGUCUCGGGAUGGGUCAAGCGUGGACCCCAAGGCAUCAUUGCAUCAAACAUCGGUGAUGCCCAGGAGACAGCCGCGAAGGUAGUCAUGGACACCCAGGGCAAGCCAGCGAAGGCAUGGUCGACGGAUCCCUUGAAGGAAGCCCUGAAAGAAGCAGGCAGCAGCGUCGUAGAGUUUCGGGACUGGCGGACCCUUGAGGCCGAGGAGGUGCGACGUGGACAGGAGACGGGCAAGGCAGCUGCCAAAUUCACUAGUGUGCCUGAAAUGCUACACUUCCUCGCGAAAGCGGCGCAGCUGUGCUCAGAUGGGUUGCGAGCUUCCUUCGACUUACAGGCCAGCUACAUUGCCGCGGUGCCACCAGCAGAUGUGGAAAUGACCGAUGCAGACAAAGGUGCAGUGAAGGACAAGAGGGCAGUUUGCCCCUUCUCCCAACCGCCAGUACUUGUAAUCUUGCGGCAGGAAGUGGAAAUCAAAUUUCCCCAGCUCAGCAAGCCUUAUGCCCCUGAGCUGGAAGCACAGGCCUCAGCGGCGACGCAUACGAAAAGUCAGAGGCAUGACGACGAAGCUCAGGCUUUUGCCGUCCUGAUACUGGUAGUCAAGCUUUCAGACAAGCGAGAUGACAAGCAGAAGGCGAUGGAAGUCGCGAGUGCCAUGGUGCUCUGGUUGAAGACGCUCAACCGCCGCACUCUGGAUCUCUUCAAUGCAAGGGCGUACUUCUAUCUGUCGCUUGCGUACGAGAGAUGUGGACGGUUGUCUGAGAUUCGCCCAGAGCUACUAGCUGCGUAUCGGAGUGCAUGCCUCCGGCAUGACCAGAUGGGCCAGGCAACGCUGCUGAAUCUGCUAUUGCGAAACUACCUUGCCUACAAUCUCUAUGACCAGGCGUUGAAGCUGGUCUCAAAGACCAGCUUUCCGGAGAGCCGCCCCAACAUGCAGUAUGCACGAUACUUGUUCUAUAUCGGGCAGAUCAAAGCCGUUCAGCUCGAGUACUCGGACUCACACUCCAAGCUGAUGCAAGCAAUUCGAAAAGCGCCGCAGACCCCCGAUGUGGCUUUGGGGUUCAAGCUGGCAGCCAGCAAGUUGGCUAUAGUCGUGGAGCUGCUUAUGGGUGGAGUUCCCGAGCGAUCUUUCUUCACCCAGAAGGACUCCGAAGAGUUGAAGGAGCAUCUCCGACCGUACUAUGCUGCAACGCAAGCCGUCCGUUCCGGCGACUUGCAUGCGUUCAAGGAAUGCACCAAGACGUACGAGGCGUUGUUCAAGAAGGACAAGACGCUGACCCUCAUCAAUCGUUUGAGAUACAAUGUCAUCAAGACAGGCUUGCGAAGCAUCUGCCUGGCUUAUAGCAGGAUCUCUCUGCAGGACAUCUGCACAAAGCUUGGGCUUGAGUCUCCGCAAGACGCUGCCGGCGUUGUGGCCAAAGCUGUCGUGGACGGGGUGAUUGAUGCAAGCUCUGCUGCAAUUGAGGUCCUCUGCCAGGCGACGAUCGAUUACGACCAGCAGUUUGUGAAGUCCAAUCAGAAGAUCGAUCUGUACCAUUCUACCGAACCUCAGAAGGCUGCGGCACAGCAGGGCUCAGCUUGUGACGAGGGGCAUCUUGCUUCUCUCGUGUCUUGCGAGGCUCUGCACAAGCGCAUUGCCUUCUGCCUGCAGAUGCACAAUGAUGCUGUAAAAGCCAUGGCGUACCCGGACGAGAACGACAACAAGGCAGGGCAUGAGCGUCGUCGGGAUCCGGAAGAGAAGCGAGAGAGGGAGAAGCGUGAGUUGGCCAACAUCGAAGAAGAUGGUGGCGAUGAUGACAUGAUGAUUUAG
Messenger RNA from Symbiodinium sp. CCMP2592, 6321 nucleotides. The record is from the annotation of a GenBank genome assembly. Lineage: Eukaryota; Dinophyceae; Suessiales; Symbiodiniaceae.